Molecule: messenger RNA, 2613 nt
Organism: Anopheles moucheti
Lineage: Eukaryota; Metazoa; Arthropoda; Insecta; Diptera; Culicidae
Exons: 2
Coding region: 171-1931 (586 amino acids)
Source: RefSeq, a predicted model, not a curated record
AUUCAGCACCCAAAAUAGACCGUCUCGAACGGAUGACAUUUGGUUUGGAAGCGACCUUGCAAAGCCAGCGAAAUCUUGUUUACGUUUGUCGCAGUAGCGAAGCAGUUCUUUGGCGAAAGUUUUGAAUAUUACUGCAACGAACAAAUCGUUAAAAAAUCACAGCCUAAGAAAUGGCGCACACAUUGAACGUUCAAUGGGUGUCGGAUGACGGGGAAGAAAUCCAAGUGAAGGAGGAAGAUGUUGUGUACGAGGAUAUCGAAUAUAUUGAAGAAUAUUCGCUCGACGAACCAAACACAUCCGAGGGUGCGGUAUUGGUAAACGAAGAAACAAACACAUAUGUGACAAAAAUUGAAACCAUCGAUAGUGCGUUGGAUAUGCUUCAGAAUUCCGUAUGGUCUAUCCAACCACCAGAACAAGCUGGUACACUGGGGCGCAAACUGGCACAUCCCCGUUCUCUCCCGAUUGGGUUGGCAAAAUCAGCGAAAGGUUUUGCCGAUUGUUUGUCCCUUUUUCUAGAUGCGGACGUGAUUGCCAUGAUCACCGAAUACACCAACGAGCAGAUAAAGAUUGAGCAGCCUAACUACUCCCGCGAGCGUGAUGCAAACUUAACAGAUGAAACGGAAAUUAGAGCUUUGCUCGGUAUCUUAUUUAUUGCCGGUACGGUGCGCGACGGGCGAGAAAACAUUGAGUAUCUGUUCGACACUAAAAUGGGCACCGGUUUAGAAGCCGUCUAUCUUACCAUGUCCUCCCUGCGGUACCAUUUUCUCAUUCGGAACAUUCGUUUCGAUGAUCCAGCAGCGGCCUUAGAGGAAACGGAAGGCGAUAAGCUAGCGCCGAUAAGAGCGGUGUACGAGCGUAUAGUCAGCAACUGCCAGAAAUACGUCCGUCCCGGACGUUUCCUUAUGUUGGAUGAGCAGACGGUACAGUUUAAAGGGAAAUGUGAAUUCCGCCAAUUCCUGACAAGCGUUCCUGGCAGGGUGGGAUUUAAAUUUCAUCUACUGGCAGACUGCGAAACUUCGUACAUAAGCAAUUUGGAAAUGUUAGUGCCUGAUAAUCAAAAUCCGUACAACUUGAGUUACGCACCGAUCGAUGUUGCCAUGCGAUUGACCGAACCGAUACAGGGAAAGCAGAAGACGGUCGUACUCGGUCCUUCAUUUACAUCACCCGAGCUGAUUAAGAAGCUAUACAAUAGCCGAACGAUGGUAAUAGGCGAGGUGAAGAAAUCGUACCCGGACAUUCCAAAAGCAUUCGUUUCGAGCAAGGGACGCCCGGAACAUACCACCCUGGCUGCAUAUAACGACGCAUUGACGCUGGUGUCGUACGUAACUAAGCGGAAGGAUCUGCUGAUACUCAUGUCCUCUUUUACAGAUAUCGAAACGGAAGAGAGCGAAGAGUCUGAAGUAAUUCAAAAGCAGAACCAGCUCUUUCAGCUGGUAGAACUUUACAAUCGGACCAAAAGUACUGUACAAAGCAUCCAGCAGAUGUGUACAAUGUAUGAUGUUGUGCGAAGCACUCGCCGGUGGCCGAUGGUCGUCUUUUUCAAUCUCAUGAACCUGAGCGCCAUCAAUGCGUGGUGUAUCUAUCAAUUAAACAAUCCAGACGAGAACAAAAUAAGCCGGCGAGAUUUUCUGGUCAACAUGUCACUAGAGCUUCUACGUCCACAGGCACGAAGGCGGUUGGACAACAGAACAAUAUCGCGUACACUGAAACAGCGUAUCGCUACCUUUCUGGGGAUAAAUCGGGAAGAGUACGAAACCGUCCCGGUGUUUGAGAAUCGGAAAGAUUCGCGAGGCCGUUGUUACCUGUGCAGCAGGGCACGCAAUAAAAGCACUCGCAUGUCAUGCAACAAUUGUGGUAAGUUUACCUGCGGUGCACAUUGCGCACAUUUGUGCCGUACAUGCUACAUGGAAGACGGUACGGAAGAACAGUAAUUAAUGAGAAGAUAGAACUGCAGUAUCGAACAAUACAGGUGAAAAAAACCUGAAUUAUGUUUAUUUGUAAGACUCAUGUAUCAUUUGAGAAAGCUGCAUUUAGUUAGCUUUUAGUUGUAAUUUGAGUAAUUGAGGUGAGUUUGUUACCUAUCUAAAAGGUUUUGCGAUGAUCGUUCAAUAUCACCGUUUGAAUUUGCACAAAACAAGACAGCUGACUGAAUUGCUAUGUUUGAAUUUGAAAGUUCACCGUGAUCAGAUUCCACAUCAAUUGCACGAAUUAUUUUUGAGGGAAAAGUAUUGAAUUUUAAAAGAUUUGUUUAUUAUUGUGUCUUUCGUAAAUAUGCUUCAUUAUUGAAUCCCCCCCGCUUCAUUACUGAAUCUAAUUUUAAGAAUGGCUUAUUCCAGUCUUCUGCCCUUCUUAUCGGACUACAUGCAUGUUAUUCGGCCUACAAUCAUAAAAACCUAGAAACAAUGCCGGCAGUAGAAUGAGUCUUUAGCAAGACUGGCGUCAUUAUUACCAAACUGGCGUCAUUAUUCCUGGUAGUCAUUUUUUUUUAUUCCUGGUACAGUUCACUUGAAGUGACGACAUACGCGGCUUAUAACACCUGCAAGACAGUAAAUUUAUACAUGUUUUGUCCAAUACUGUAUACACUACAGCAUUCCUCUACGUUGCUCAAUGUCA